This is a messenger RNA of Lutra lutra (Eurasian river otter), 3343 nucleotides long. Its product is annotated as zinc finger protein 665-like. NCBI's taxonomy places the organism in Eukaryota, Metazoa, Chordata, Mammalia, Carnivora, Mustelidae. The record is from RefSeq and is a predicted model, not a curated record. Gene Ontology annotation, biological process: regulation of DNA-templated transcription.
CAUGCCUCUGGCCUCGGCCCUCCUGCUGCUGUUGGGCCUGAGCGCCCACGGAGGCUGGGGCUGCCUGCAGUGUGACCGCUCAGUGCAGGAGGCCCUGAGACAGCUGCACUCCGCCCUCAUCCCCAAACGCUUCCAUUUCCAGCAGCUGCUGGAGCGUGCCCAGGCCGUGCUCCUGGGCAUGGAGGGGCCUUUCUUCCGAGACUACGCUCUGAACGCGUUUGUGGGGAAAGUGGGGAUAGAUCACCUGGAUCAUGUGACGGCCUUUAUCAAGAACCAGACAAGCCACUUAAUGGUUAAUUCUCUAAGAGAUGGGCCUCUGCUGGAGGAGCUGGUGGCUCUCAGGGAGAGAGUGAUCAAGGAACUCAAGAAAGGUUUAAAAUCGUAUGAACAGAAAGCCUGCCAUCGCAAAAUUUGCCGCUUGCUAAGAGAAGAAGUCUUAGACUGUUUACAUUGCCAGAAGAUCAGUCCCAGGUGCAUUAAAAAAAAGUACUGUUUUGUUGACGCGCAGCCCCGCGUGGCUCUGCAGUACCAGAAGGAGGAGGAGAGCCUGAAGGAUAGAGGUGCCAUCAUUUCCAUUUUUCUCGCUCUUCUUGCCUUCGGGGUCAUCGUGGCUGCCUGCGAAGUCGCGUUUAAAGAACCCGGGUUUGAUAGUACCGAUACAACUACCGCGCAGGCGCAUUCCGCGGCCCGCCAGAGGGAGGGAAGGCCUGGCCACCCUCCGCAACCCGCGGGGCGCUCAGAACUGACCCCCUCUGUGCUCCAGUCUCCUCCUCCAGCUCUGCAGACUCAGGCCUGGUCUUUUCUCCUGGAGACACAUGCCCAGGACGCUGCAAGGGACAGGACCCUGAUGGCUGAGGACCAGGAAUCAUUGACCUUCAAGGAUGUGGCUGUGGACUUCACCCUGGAGGAGUGGGGCCAGCUGGGGCCUGGCCAGAGGGAGCUGUACCGGGAUGUGAUGCUGGAGAACUACCGGAACCUUCUUUCCCUGGGGGCCAGGCCUCCUGGGUCCAAACCUGACGUGAUAUCCCGUCUGGAGCGAGGGGAGGAGCCCAGAAUGGAGAAGAGGGAAGCCGAGCUAGCUGCCUGUCCAGCCUUGGAUACCAGCUCUGCAACACCUCAGGAGACACUUCUGAGAGAGAGCGUUUCUGAAGAGGCUACUUCCCCUGUGGGAAAGAAGGAGGGGGUUUUAAGGGUAGUGCUUGGAGAUGCCAGGCUGGGAGGAUCCUGGGCCUGGAGCUGUCAGUUGGAGGACCAGGGAAAGCAAGAGAGGCGUUUGAGGUGUUUGUUUGCUCCUCGCAAGGAAACCAUCUGUGGGGAGAGAGACAUGGGGUGUCUCGAGCUGGGGCAGAGCUUCAGACAGACCUCAGCCUUCAUCAAGAAGCAAAGAGGGCUGGUGGGAGAGAGAACUCGGAAGAGGAAUGGACCAAGAAAGAUCCUGAAAUGCCAAAGGACCUUCAUAGAAAAGAAGCCAUUUAACUGCGUAGAAUGUGGGAAAACCUUCAUUUAUCAUUCAGACUAUAUUCUGCACCAGAGGAUUCACACAGGAGAGAAACCCUACAAGUGCAAUGAUUGCGGGAAGGCAUUCAGCAACAGCUCAUAUUUCAUUCAGCACCACAUCAUACACACGGGAGAGAAGCCCUACAUGUGCGGUGAGUGCGGCAAGACCUUCACUCAGAGCUCAUCGCUUACUGAGCAUCAGAGGAUCCACACUGGAGAGAAGCCAUACAAAUGCAAGGAAUGUGGGAAGGCUUUCACCCAGAGCUCCUCCCUCAUUAAACACCAGCGGUGCCAUACUGGGGAAAAACCCUAUAAAUGCGACCAGUGCGGGAAGUUCUACUCACAGGUGUCCCACCUCACCCGCCACCAGAAAAUCCACACAGGAGAGAAGCCCUACAAAUGUGCUGAGUGUGGCAAAGCCUUCUGUCACACUUCCUCCUUGACUCAGCACCAGACCAUCCACACCGGAGAGAAACCCUACAAAUGUAACGAGUGUGGGAAAACCUUCAGCCACAGCUCAUCCCUCUCCCAGCACCAGCGAGUUCACACGGGAGAGAAACCCUAUGAGUGCUCCGAGUGUGGCAAGGCCUUCAGCCACAGUUCAUCCCUGACUCAGCAUCAGAGAAUUCACACUGGUGAGAAACCCUAUGAGUGUAACGAGUGUGGGAAGGCUUAUACACAGAUUUCCCACCUCAUGAGGCACCAGAGUGUUCACAUGGGAGAAAAACCCUAUAUAUGUAAUGAAUGUGGAAAGGCUUUCAGUCACACCUCGUCCUUCACACAACACCAGACAAUUCACACUGGUGAGAAGCCCUACAAAUGUAACGAAUGUGGAAAAACCUUCAGCCAGAACUCUUCGCUCAUCCGCCACCAGAGGAUUCACACUGGGGAGAAGCCUUAUGAGUGUAAAGUUUGCGGGAAGUCCUAUACCCAGAUUUCCCACCUCAUCCAACACCAGAGGAUUCACACUGGAGAGAAGCCUUAUGAGUGCAGCGACUGUGGGAAAGCCUUCAGCCGGAGCACCCACCUUAUCGAGCAUCAGAAAAUCCACACAGGCGAGAAACCCUACAAGUGCAGAGAAUGUGGGAAAACAUUCAGUCACAACUCCUCCCUCACCCAACAUCAGAGAAUUCACACUGGCGAGAAACCUUAUGCCUGUAAGGAAUGCGGGAAAGCCUUCAACCAGAGCAUCCACCUUAUUCAGCAUCAAAGGACCCAUACCGGAGAGAAGCCCUAUAAAUGUAACAACUGUGGAAAAACCUACACCCAGAUUUCACACCUUAUUCAACACCAGAAGGUUCACGUGGGUGGAAAACGCUAUGUGUGUAAGGAAUGUGGGGAGGAUUUCAGCUGGAGUUCACACCUGACUGAACACCGGAGGCUUCACACUAUGCACAGCACCUACGUCUGCAACGAUUUUGAGAAAGCCUUUGCAUGGAGCACACAGCUUGCUGAUAUUCCGAGAACUCUCGCUGACCAGAAAGCCUAAGAAAUUAGCAGGUGGGCGAUUCUGAUGCUGGGUUCAGUGCAGCCUUCAUCAGCACCAGUAACUUCCUCCCAGAGAGGAAACCUAACACGGUAUACUGUGAGAGAGAGUUGCUUCUCUGUUUCCUACAAGGAGCUGGUGCCAUUGAUCACCUGCUGGGACACCUUCUGAUCAUUUUAGGAGCUCCCUCCUAAAAUCUCAGCUUCCCCCCUAUUUUUCAGUCUUAUGGCGUCCCCAGAGGGUGGUGUAAAUGGAACGAGACAUCAUCUGACAUCUUUAACAAGGUCUCUGUGAACUUUUUUUUUUUUAAGAAUUUAUUUAUUUGUUUGACAGAGAGCAAUCACAAGUAGGCAGAGAAGC